AGAACAAAACAGAACAAAUUUGAGGAAGUUUUUUGCUUUAAUGACAGAGCCGUACAGAGUCUUUCUUUUUAAUACUGCCAUUUCAAGAUUUCACAUCAUAUCAAGAACCAGUUUCCCACAGCUUCUAUCUCUACCAGAAAGAAAAAAAUUGUUUAGAGAAAACGAAAGAAAAAGGUCGCUCACCCCACCCCACCCCUGUUUUGUUCAUUUUUGUAUAAAGUUAGACUAAAAGGCAUUUUUCUUGGGCUUUGUUCUGUUUCACCCUCACAUAAACAUAAACUAAAUUGUUAAACAACUCCCCAUUCGGCCAUUCUUCCCCUUUUUCCUUUUUACCUUUCUCUUUUCCUUUCAAUCACAAACUAUCGUCUUCCCCUUCUUUGCAUUUUGCCCCUUCCAAGAUUACAACUUUAUUGUUUAAUAAUAUCAAAUGUAAUUAUCUUUCCAAACUUGACAACAACAAGAAUAUCUCCGACCCUACACACUCCUUUCAAAUCUCAAGAAAAUUUCUUAAUCGGAUUUUUUAGUUUUGGGUAUUCUUCAAAAUGUCCUCUACACCAGCUGAAUAUCCUUUACAACAACAACUACCACCUCCCAUGUUUGUGAGCCAACAAGCUUAUUCGGAUCGUCCGGGUCACGGGUCAGUUGGACCCGUAAUCGCUGUUCUUGCUGUUAUAGCUGUAUUGGGAGCCAUCGCUAUCAUGAUAGGCAGGUUGUGUUCGGGUCGGAAGAUAAUGGGUCGUGGUCAGUACGAUUUUGAAGGAUGGGUUGAGACCAAGUGCGCGUCUUGUAUCGAUGGCCGGGUCGAUCCGAUACCACGACCCGUGACUAUAGCGGCACCACCGCCGCCGGUGGUGGUUGCUGAGAGCAGCAGCAGCGGUAGCCCCGGCGGUUCUGCGCCGGAGCCGGUGGAAAUGAAAGAGGAAGAGGCAUCUAAUCAAGAAAGUAAUUCACAUGAGCAUCAUCCACAUGAAAGAGCCGAGUCUUGAAAAUGCUUUUUUUUUCUUUUUCUCUUUUUCUCUUUUUCCAUUUGAGCUUUCUUCUUUUUUUAAAAAAAAUGUGUUUAAUGUUCAAUUAAUCUGAGUAUUUUCUAAUAGUGGAAUUUCCGAAGUAAUA
This is a messenger RNA of Solanum dulcamara, 1113 nucleotides long. RefSeq lists its product as uncharacterized. The transcript has a single exon. The coding region runs from base 543 to 986 and encodes 147 amino acids. The record is from RefSeq and is a predicted model, not a curated record. NCBI's taxonomy places the organism in Eukaryota, Viridiplantae, Streptophyta, Magnoliopsida, Solanales, Solanaceae.